This is a messenger RNA of Drosophila virilis, 535 nucleotides long. RefSeq lists its product as uncharacterized. NCBI's taxonomy places the organism in Eukaryota, Metazoa, Arthropoda, Insecta, Diptera, Drosophilidae. The record is from RefSeq and is a predicted model, not a curated record.
UAUCAACAACUUGUUGCGGCUUGAAUUACACGUGAAGAGAACUCAAAGCAUAACGAUUUUGUGCUUGACAGGAUUACGCAGCAAAAAUCGCAAGAAGCAGCAACAAGCAGAAGCGCGCAAUUAUUUAACUGCAAAAUAAUUAGUAAAAAUAAUAUAAAAAUGUGCCCGCCGUAUCGCUUGAUCUGCCUAACGAUCCUGCUAAUUGCACUGGCUGCGGCACGUCCGCAGCACAAUUUGCAGCACAUUGCCGUACUGGAGAAUGCCGCCUGGGAGCAAACGUUGCCGCAACAACUGCAGAAUCCCUUCUACAAGACGCCACGCGUCCGGGAGGCCCUAGCCCGAUCCAGCUGGUUUGGUCCCGGCGAGCAGGUGGUUCUUGAACGCCAGGCGGAAAAAAUACCGCGCAUGGAAAUCUACAAUGUGCUCUCACACGCAGGUCUCAUACCACGUCGCAAAUAUUUCUAAACAACUUUCGAUUUACGAUUUGUUACAUUUUACAUAAAAUAUCAGAAAAUAUUAAAGCUAUAGUCAUUAA